Messenger RNA from Ylistrum balloti, 3471 nucleotides. RefSeq names its product 2-(3-amino-3-carboxypropyl)histidine synthase subunit 2-like. The transcript is spliced from 7 exons. Lineage: Eukaryota; Metazoa; Mollusca; Bivalvia; Pectinida; Pectinidae. The record is from RefSeq and is a predicted model, not a curated record. Bases 66 to 1538 code for a protein of 490 amino acids. Gene Ontology annotation, molecular function: 2-(3-amino-3-carboxypropyl)histidine synthase activity. Gene Ontology annotation, biological process: protein histidyl modification to diphthamide.
UAAGCAGGAUUUUGACAUCGACAACAUGAGACUUAACAUUAUUUCCACGUGAGAAAAGUGUGAAAAUGUCGACUGCAGCAUUUUUCACAGCAGAUGAGGUGUCUUUGGAACGUAAAGCUGAUGUUGAUGUUGAAACAUGUACAAGCACGGCAGCCACUGAAAUUGAUGAAGUGUACGAAGUAAACAAAUGUAUACGAUGGAUACAACAGAGGAAUUUGCAGAGGGUGGCACUACAAUUUCCUGAUGAGUUGAUGUGUGAUGCUGUAUCUGUGACGUCGGCUAUCAGUAAGGCAGUAGAGAGCCAGGUGUUUAUACUGGGCGACACAUCAUAUGGCAGCUGCUGUGUAGACGAGGUAGCUGCACAGCACUACAAUGCAGACAGUCUCAUCCAUUUUGGUCGUACCUGUCUGAGUCCCACCCAGCGUCUUCCUGUUCUGUAUGUGUUUGGCCGGUCACAAAUGGAGGUGGCAGACUGUGAAGAAAAGUUUCGGGGUUGGUUUCAUGACACCACUAGUCCAAUUGUCCUGUUGUAUGGUACAGUGUACAGUCAUGCCAUAGACAAAAUAACAGCAGCACUGGAAGCAGAUUAUCAUCAUUUAGUGGUCUCUGUCCUUGACAUUCCCAACCAUUGUAGUACAUACCUUCAAGGCCAAGGAGACUGUACUUCAUGUCAGAAACAAGGGUUAAAGGUCACAAAAUGUGGAAGGACGUUUUGGUUACCAGAGGAAUGUAACCUUAGCAACUACAGCAUGUUUUAUAUUGGAUGUGAAAGUUUGACUUUAACCAACUUGAUGAUGACGUUUAAUACAAAUCUCUUUUAUUCCUACAACCCUUCAUCACAGGUAUUUCGCAAGGAAUGUGUCAAUAUCAACAGGAAACUAAUGAAGCGAUUUUACAUGAUUGAGAAAGCAAAGGAUGCACACAUAGUGGGAAUCGUUGUGGGCACUUUAGGCAUCAAAGAUUAUUUACAGGUUAUUAAUCGUCUGAAAGACAUCGUAAAGAAAUCGGGAAAGAAGAGUUACACUUUUGUCGUUGGGAAGUUGAAUGAGGCAAAGCUGGCCAAUUUUAUGGAGAUUGAUGUGUUUGUGUUGGUUGCAUGUGCCGAGAAUUCUUUACUGGAUUCGUCUGACUUCUACAAACCCAUUGUGACGCCAUACGAGCUGGAGAUUGCUUGUAACACAGAAAGAGAUUGGACAGCAGACUAUGUUACAGACUUCAGAAGUCUCCUUCCAGGUGGUGAUAAUUAUGUUGCUAUGCCUGACACGUUCGAGGCACAGACAGAUGUUUCUUUGGUAACUGGCAAGCUGCGAACUAUAGGGGUGACAGAAGACAAAGACAUUGUCUCCACAGCGAUGAUACCUAGAAACCAAAAUAUGGCUGUUUCUGAAGUGCCAGCGGAUACUGCAGGGGAAUAUCUUGCAUCACGGUCCUGGAGAGGCUUGGAGCAGAAGUUGGGUGAAACAGAGGUGACAAAAGCUUUGGAGGGACAGAAAGGGAUAGCUGCUGGAUAUACCAAUGAACCAGAAACAAACAGUUGAUCUAGAAUUAAGAUGGUUAUUACCUUGUAAUAUUAAUGAUAAUGUGACACAACAGUUUUUCAGGCUGUAUAUAUGUAAUCAGUUUAUGACUAAUGAUGGUACAAUUUUCGGAACAUGAAGCACAAAUACUGUUUGUAGAACUUGACUUUUAUGUAGGGCUGCAAUUGCUAUGGUUCUAAGUAUUUAUCAUAUCGUAUUUAAUAAUCAUAAAAAGUUACAAACUAGUGUUUUAAUGACAAUAUUAUGAAUAUUCCAUAAAAGUUCAUCUUGGAGUAAUAGGAUAAAAUCGGUUACAUUUUUGUCGGUGAAAUAUAGGAAUUUAUCAGUUUGAUAAAAACUUUAAUCAUCACUACAGUGCGGAAUCUUAUAUCAUGACUACCGUAGAUAGAAAUUUUCCAGGAUGAUGUAACUUUUGUAGUUGUGUCCAGUCAGGAUGGUGUUUUUUUGUCACUGCUUUGAAAUUAGCUGAAUUUCAAUUUGGACACAAAUGAAGUGAAGGUUGAAUAUCAAGCUGGUUUUAUAUCAAAUCUUUAUUGUGUGAAAUGUUCCAAUUUGGAGUUAAAAUAGUUUUGUAAGUGACUCUUACCAACUAACAGUAUGAAAUGGCACCAUUUUGUUUUCAAGCAAAACAUCAUAUGCUAACAUCAAAUUACCUGCUUAUAUAUCUCAAACAUUUUUGGACACCUUGUCUUGGCCUUUUUCCUUUAACAGUGUAUUGAAAAGCAAAUGUGAUUGCUUCUCGUUAAAUUUGGAUGCUGCUUUAUCUUAUGUAUGGAUCAGCUUUUAAUUCACCCCACUUACCAGAGUAUAGUUUUGGCAUAUUGUACCGGGGAAAUCACUUUGUGAGUGUGUCUCUACAUCAGUCCGUCCAUGUUUCAUCCACAAAUAGAGUUUAUGUUCACUCCAUGGCAUCAAAACACUAACUUCUACACCAAAUAAGGUUUUGGUGGUCAAGGUAGAAGGUCAAAGGUGACUCUUGACCACUUUUGAAAUAAAAAGCUGCUUUACAAGAAAUUUCAAAAAUCACUGAACAGAUUUACUGAAGAUUCAGCACUCAGCAAUUACAAAUAAUCACAUGAUACCAAUGACCACUUAUUUCUUGAUCCAGAUGUAGAGGGUAUAUAUAUAUACAAGCCCCGUCUCACUUUGACUUGCUGAUCCAGGAAGUAUAUCUAUGUGAGUCGCUGCUCCACUUGUUUUUCCUUCAUGUAUGUAUCAAGAAAAGAAAGUUUAAUUGUUUCCAGUUAAAUAUCAAAUGUAUUUCUCUCAUAUGAUGGAAUAUAUCUAUAGGUUUCACCUGUGAAAAAUACAGAUAUUCUGUCAUACUUGUGAAAUGUAUAUAAUGUUAAAUGGGAAACCACUAUCCCCUAUAUCUAUGAUCAUUGUCUUUUGUCAGACACCAUCUAUGUAAUCUAAUAACAACUGAAUGCAUUCUGAUCAUGUCUAUUGGACCCUUUAAUAAUACACCUGUCUUCAAAUAUGAACUUUGAUGUUAAAACCGAGAAUCAUAAAGAUAUUGGUUUGUGUUUGACUCCAGUGUUUGAAUAUUUCUUGACAUAUGAGUCUUCUGAAAUGUAUUUAUAAAACUGCUGUAUCAUUUCCCUCCCUGGAAUUUGAAUGCUCUGUGAUCUGUGGGGGGAAUACACUAUAAAGUUAUUAAAGGGUUACGAGAAUUAAAAUUCUUGGAUUUUGACUUGUAAAUGAGGCUAUUUAUUUGACUAUGUUACGCAUAAAACCAUUUUGGGAAUGCUCAUAGUGUUCCUAUUUUAAUUUGUACUAUAUCUGGUGAGAUCAUAUUAUUGGACAGAUAAAUCAUACUAUAUUGCUUACACUCUCAUAACAUGAAAAUAUCAUGAGAAAUUACUCUGUGUUGUCUACAAUAAAUUGAUGACAAAUCAUUGUUCAUUUAUUCCAAUAAACUGAUGACAAAUCA